AAACCGUUAUUAGAUACAGUUAUACGGCGAGGUUAGAUACAACAUUUUCGUUAGUUACAAAAGUUGUAUGUUCAUUCAUUAUGGCUGAAAGAUCUGAUUGUCUUGUACUGUUUGGAUGGUUUGCGGCUUUUGCGAUGUACAUUGUACAAGCGUGUUUCUUUAUGAAGUUCUUAGAAGAGCACACUACUACCAACGGCAAUUUGUAUUGGAUUGGCAUCGUAAUCUAUCUUCUGUUUGCCUUGGCUGUCUUCAUGGUAUUACGCAAAAAAGGCUACGCUGAGCCGGAUGAGGAAAAGGAUGAAAUUUGGUGCGUCUGGGGAUUCUGGUUUAUAUAUAUUGUACUUUACACGAUCUCUGUCGGGUUGAUAUUCUUCCAGGUGGCUCGCAAGUUGGACAAGUCCGAAACAUAUGGUCCAAAUUUCUUAAAAGCAAUGUUGUCUAUUGCCCCAGCGUUGCUUGUCCUUGUGUUACAACUGGCCAUCAGUCCAUCCUAUCGCAAAGGAGUCCUGAAGUUGUCCAUCUUCGCAGCUUUGGAUCUUUUUGACGGCAUCGAGAUGCUGGAAAUCGUCCUCAUGCAAAACGAAAUAAAGGAUUUUGAACUAGAUAGCUCCGUUGAGAAGGUGAUGAUUAGUUUUGCUUGUGCAAGUUUUAUAGUCACUUCGCUUGAUGUCAUGGUACGUUACAAAUUUAAAGAUGACACUGUUGAAGAAAGGACAAAUACGAUGGCUGUAUGUUUUGGUUACAUCGAGAUCCUUUUGACCAACGCAGUGUUUUUAGGCCUGCGAAUAUACGUGUGGGCCGAUUGUGGUUACGAAGCAUCCAUUUUUAUCGCCAAGAAUACAAUGUCGUUAGUUGUCGGAAUCGUGGAUUUAGGUAUCGCUUGUAAAUGCUGCACUUGUGGGUAACUUGGACAGGCUUGAAUUAGGUUGAACAGUUUAUCAUAUUAGUAUUUGGUAGUUUGGUUGCAACCAUUGCAUGUAUAUAACAUUGACAUUGUUGUAUGGUAGAUGUCGAGUUUGUAAUAAUUGUAUUAUCAUCCUUGUUCUUUAAAUUUGAAGCACCGAUUAUAUUUGAAGCACCGUCUU
Messenger RNA from Dendronephthya gigantea, 1085 nucleotides. RefSeq lists its product as uncharacterized. Bases 81 to 905 code for a protein of 274 amino acids. The record is from RefSeq and is a predicted model, not a curated record. NCBI's taxonomy places the organism in Eukaryota, Metazoa, Cnidaria, Anthozoa, Malacalcyonacea, Nephtheidae. The transcript has a single exon.